AUGGGCCGCCCGCUGCUGGUGCUGCUACUGUGGGCUCAGACCUGCAUUCCAGUCUCCUGGGGCCUGCGGUGCAUGCUGUGUAAGGCUACCGGGAAUUGCAGGGUGGAAGAGUGUGCCCCCGGCCAGGACCUCUGCAGGACCACGGUCCUGCGCAUAUGGGAAGAAGGUGAUGAGCUGGAGGUGGUGGAGAGAGGCUGUACCCACCCAGAAAAGACCAACAGGACCAUGAGCUAUCGGACUGGCAUGCAGAUCAUCACCCUGACAGAGGCCGUGUGUGGGUCAGACUUGUGCAACCAGCCCAGUCCCGGCCAGGUUUCUACCUUUCCCCAAAGCCGUUACCUCGAAUGUGCUUCCUGUGCCUCGUCAGAUCUGAGCUGUGAGAGGGGCUGGGACAAGACCCUGCAGUGCCGCAACCCUGGAGAACAGUGCCUGGAUGUGGUAACCCACCAGAGCCUGGAAGGUGAGCCCCAACCUGCCAGGGAUGAGCGCCACUCCCGAGGCUGUGGCAAACUUCCUGGCUGCCCAGGCCCCACUGGCUUCCACAACAACCACACCUUCCACUUCCUGCGGUGCUGCAACACCACCAAAUGCAAUGGGGGCCCAGUCCUGGAGCUUCAAAACCUGCCACUGAACGGCUUCCAGUGUUACAGCUGUGAGGGGAACAGCACCCAUGGAUGUUCCUCUGAAGAGACUUCCCUCACUGACUGCCGAGGCCCCAUGAAUCAAUGUCUGGAAGCCACUGGCACUAAUGGACUGGGGAACCCAAGCUACACCAUAAGAGGCUGUGCAACCCCCUCCUGGUGCCAAGGCCUCCAUGUGGCUGAAGCUUUCAGGCUCACCCAUCUCAACGUCUCUUGCUGUACUGGAAAUGGCUGUAACCAUCCAGCCCUGGUUACCCAGCCCCACACGGGGGGUGCCCCCCUGCCUGGCCCUGCACACCUCAGCCUCUUUGUCACCCUGCUUAUGACUGCCAGACUGUGGGGAGGUACUUUCCUCUGCACCUGAACCCCACAAUCCCACUGCCCUGGCUGGAUCCAGGGGACCCCUUUGCCCUUCCCUUAGCUCC
Lipotes vexillifer (Yangtze River dolphin) is the source of this 1066-nucleotide messenger RNA. It is a transcript of the gene PLAUR, whose product is annotated as plasminogen activator, urokinase receptor. The record is from RefSeq and is a predicted model, not a curated record. NCBI's taxonomy places the organism in Eukaryota, Metazoa, Chordata, Mammalia, Artiodactyla, Lipotidae. Bases 1 to 1005 code for a protein of 334 amino acids. Gene Ontology annotation, cellular component: plasma membrane. The transcript has 7 exons.